Solea senegalensis (Senegalese sole) is the source of this 8465-nucleotide messenger RNA. RefSeq names its product PH and SEC7 domain-containing protein 1-like. Gene Ontology annotation, molecular function: guanyl-nucleotide exchange factor activity; protein binding; phospholipid binding. Bases 505 to 4446 code for a protein of 1313 amino acids. The record is from RefSeq and is a predicted model, not a curated record. Gene Ontology annotation, biological process: regulation of ARF protein signal transduction. NCBI's taxonomy places the organism in Eukaryota, Metazoa, Chordata, Actinopteri, Pleuronectiformes, Soleidae. The transcript is spliced from 16 exons.
GGGACCAGAGAAGAAAGAUCCACCCCCUCUCACUAUCGAAAACGGAUCAGUGACCCAGUUUGGUUUGGGAGUCCAGAUUCAUCAUGCAGCUCCAGUCCGAAACUGACUUACCCAUCACCAGGAAGUCACCAGCAGACAUUCUCUCCCAGCCUUCGUCAUCCACCCUUGGACCCCAUUGGUAGGGCAGCUACCCAAAGGGCUGUCGAGGAGUUUGGCUCUCCUUUACUGAGGAUUAAACUGGCUCAUGCACUUGAGUAUGCCUCAUGUUCACAUGUCAACAAACAGCCACGCUGUCAGUCCUGGGGUGGAUCUCCUGUGCAACGUCAAAACAUCAAUGCAAACCCCAAAGACCACUUAAGAGACAGGAGUCAGGCUAUUUGUGGGCUCCCUCGGAGCCCAGCUUCAGACCAGCUAUCCUCCCAGUCCAGACACUCUCCUCAGUCGAGGCCGUGGUCCUGUGUAGAGACCCAGAGUCUUCAAUGGUCAGGAGAGGAAAAAGCUGUGAUGGGAAGUCCAGCCACCCAAAAACAUACUCACAGGACCUCUAACAGGAGCACUUCACCAAAGGGAGCAAGUCUCCAACUUGGCAAUAAUGUAGUUGAGGGAUUGAACCAGUUAAGUGACAUGAAAUCCUCCUCUCCAACUCACAGCCCUGAAGUUGCCCACAAGCUAGCAGAGGAAGCUUCCAAAGUAUCUUCUAUUUUCACAGAGGCAAGAAGGUCCUCAUUGCACAAUCCUUUAGGUGAGCUUACAAGCGCCUCAGUCUCUGAAGAAUUUCACAAUUCGCCUCCAAAUGCACAACAGUCUAAGCAAGUGCUUAAGAUGAACAUCCCUUUAAAUGACCAACACAUACCAGCAACUGACAACACUGACUCUCACCAGCCUGAAACCUCUGUCUUGCAGUCACAUCCACAUGCAACAAACUCAUAUACUAAUUAUGACGCUCACCAGGAGAACUGCACUCAGAAGUCCCAGCAACAAAGCUCAAUUUUUUCUGCUGCUCAAAAUUCCCCUGCUCUUCCUUCACGUUUUUUUCAUCCCUCGCAUCCUCCCACCGAGUUCAGCUCUCCAUUGAGGGACCCUAGGCUACUUCAAGCUGAACUCCGUGCACCAGAUACCCCAACUCUACAUCGCCGUCAACCCCCACAGUAUGCUGGGGAUUCCUGGUGCCCAAGCCUGGACAAGAAGGAAGACCUGAGCAGUUUUGAGAAAGGUGACUGCACUGAGCUUGCUCGUAGGCUCUUUAUCAAUCAAUGUGUUGAGGAGGCACCUGUCAGCUGGACGUCCAGGCAGCAGUGGGGGAAUCAUGUGGAGAAUAACCCAAGACCAAGCCCUGAGUCUGGACUUGCUUCCAAGAACAGUAAACCUCCUGAUAGUCAUGCCAGCCAACGGCACCAGCCAAUCAGUCCCACUACCCAACAGAAACGGGCUGAGCAGCGAAGGAGAGAGAUUCUGCUUCUGGGACCAGUGGUGCUGGACUCUCCAGAGGAGGAUGAGGGGUGUGAUGAAGAUGGUGAUGGCACUGGUAUGGAGGGAUACGGGGCAGGGCAUCAGGCUCGCAUGCAGAGGAUUGAGGAGCCUCCAGAGGCAGAACAGAAUGGAGCAAUGGGAGUUUCGUCCUCGCGGAGCUCCAGUGGGGUAACAGGCAGCGUGGGGGACAGGGAUUGUGUGUCCCUGGAGUCAAGCCAGUCUAGUCACCAGAGCAAUGAGACUGGGGCUGCUACUUCAGGAAUACAGACGGAUAGUGGCUGUGCAGUGCCCAUGCCCUCGCUCCACUGUCAGAGGAUCGCACGUGCCAAGUGGGAGUUUUUGUUCGGAACACCUGCUGAGGAGGCUGCCACCAGAGGAGAGAAAAAUUCUUUGGAGUGCUCCACAGCUCCUCCCAGUGGUAACUCCAGUGAGUCUCCCACUCCGACUCCCCCACUUUUCCUGCCUCUACUCUCCGCCAAUCACGAGGUGCAGCAUGUGGAGGUUGAGCUGGUGACCCCUCCCCCUGCCAUUGUCGGGACAUCACCCAAAACAGGAAUAAUUCGCCGGACGCUCAAGUAUUCCGAGACUGACCUGGAUGCCAUCCCACUCCGCUGCUACCGUGAGACGGACAUAGACGAGGUGCUACUUGCCGAACAAGAGGAUGCCGACUCAGCGUUUGGGAGUAACCGCAGUGUGCAGGGCACCUCGGGGGCAGGCAGCAGUCCUUUGGGGGGUCUGGCACACAGAAGGACAGACAGGCAGGAGGUAGAUGAGAAAAGAGGCACGGGGGAGGAGGAGGAGGACGAUGAGGAGGAUGAGGACGAGGAGGAAGAGGAAAUGGUGAGCUGGGCCAGUGUGAGGUUGCAAGGAGACACCAGGAAGCAGCAGUACGCAGCUCAGGAAGAGCCUGCAGUUUUUGGACACCUUCUAAAGAGACCUACGGAGACGUUUUUUGACAACCACCACCCAGCCCUGAAAUCGCCCAUCUUGGUCUCGGGGCCUCGCUGUGCUGCAGAGGACACUUUCAGCUGCCACUUUGAGAGCAUCAUCGAGUCCCAUCGUGCUAAGGGGACCUCGUACAACAGCCUGGACAGUGAGGAGCUGCUGACCUCGAGCACCCAAACAGUCCUGACGUUCGAUCUGCCCACGCUAACCCCUGCUAUCCACGGGAUGGUCUGCCCAAGCGCCCGGCAGAUUGUCCAACUCAGCUUUGCUCCACUGGCACACGAUGAGAGGCCCAGUUUCUCUGAUUCUAUCUUUACUGUGACCGGGGACUCGGAUGCCACCAGAGCGCCCUCCAGUGAGAGGCUGAGCAGCGGGUCAGAGGACACGCCGCGCAAAAGAGGAGAAUGUACACAGCUGGGGAGCAGCUGGUACAGCAACUCAUCGUUCACUCUACCGAGUUUGCCCCCUCUCAGCAGGGAGAAAGCCCGCCUGGCGACUGAUUCAGAGCUGGACCAGGACCUCAGUGAGAGGCUGGGUCUGGGCAGCAGCGACACCCUCACUAAUGGCAGCCACCGUGCGGAUGUUGCGGCGGCCAGACGCCUCGCCAAGCGACUCUUCAACUUGGACGGCUUCAGGAAGUCUGAUGUAGCGCGUCACCUCAGCAAAAAUAACGACUUCAGCCGUAUGGUAGUAGAGGAGUAUCUGAGUUUCUUCAACUUCACAGGACUCACACUUGACCAGGCAUUAAGGACUUUCCUCAGGCAGUUUGCUCUGAUGGGUGAGACUCAGGAGAGGGAGAGAGUGCUGUCACACUUCUCGAGGCGUUACUGGGACUGCAACCCAGACGUCAUGCCGUCAGAGGAUGCAGUUCACACUCUCACCUGUGCGCUGAUGCUGCUGAACACCGAUCUCCACGGUCAAAACAUUGGCAAAAGGAUGUCAUUCACACAGUUUGUCGGCAACCUGGAGGGACUGAACGAGGGCCAAGAUUUUCCCAAGGAUCUGCUCAAAGCUCUCUACAACUCAAUCAAGAACCAAAAACUGCAGUGGACACUCGAUGAGGAAGAGCUGCGGAAGUCGUUUUCGGAGCUCGGGGACAGCCUGUGUGACUCCAACACCUCCAGAUCCAUGAAGAGGGAGGGCAGCAGUGGGGACCUCCUGUCGGAGGAGAAACAGCCCUCGGGAUCACUGCUGUACAAGAACGGGUUCCUGGUGCGCAAAGUCCACGCCGACUCGGACGGCAAGAGAACACCGAGAGGGAAAAGAGGAUGGAAGACCUUCUAUGCCAUUCUGAAAGGGUUAAUUCUCUAUCUGCAAAAAGGGGAGUACAGGCCUGAUAAGCAGCUGUCUGAUGAGGAUCUGAAGAACGCCGUGUCCGUCCACCACUCUCUGGCCAUGAAAGCGUCCGACUACAGCAAGCGGCCCAACGUGUUUUACCUGCGGACGGCCGACUGGAGGGUGUACCUCUUCCAGGCACCGAACGCCGAGCAGAUGCAGUCGUGGAUCACACGGAUCAACACAGUGGCCGCCAUGUUCUCAGCCCCUCCUUUCCCAGCAGCCAUCGGCUCUCAGAAAAAGUUCAGCCGGCCUCUGCUGCCCGGGACAAUGUCAAAGCUCUCCGAGGAGGAGCAAAUCAGAUCCCAUGAAGCUCGAUUCAGAGCGAUCUCCACCGAGCUGGCCGAGCUGCGCUCCUAUCCUCCGGACCGCAAGGUCAAAGGGCGCGAGCUGGAAGAGUACCGCCAGCGAGACGAGUAUCUGGAGUUUGAGAAGACACGGUAUGGGACGUAUGUGAUGCUGCUGCGAGCUAAAAUCCGGAGCGGUGAGGAGGACCUGUCUGUGUUUGAGUCCCUGCUCUUGGAGGACAACGGACUGCAGAGGGCUCACUCGAGCCCCACGCUGCAGGACAGCAGCCAGGCCAGCCUGGCCAGCAGCACCAGGGACGGCGGCAACAGCAGCAAAGCCAGCGCCUGCAGCAGUAAAGUUCGGCAGGAAGGCCAGAGACACAGCUACCGACAGGCUGUCAAGAAGUGAGACAGGGUGGGGGGCGCCGGGAGCGGCACGGCGUUGCACUGUCAGCGGCAGGCUGUCUCCCUGCAUAGGUUUUAUUUGAGAUCCAGGAGGGUUCGGAGCUCUGCUUGAAAUGGGAGCUGGAGUGAGGGUCUACCCUACACCCUACCCCAACCAUGAAGCCCUACCCGGCACCCCAAUCUUCUCAUCUAACAGAGGAGGUGCAGAUCCUGUGACUGACAGACUGGCUGGGGGAAAAAAAACCCAGCGAGGGUGUUAGUGCAGGAGGAGGGAGGAACAGCUGGGAGGUAACGGAUCUGCAGAGACAUGGUGUCUUUGAGAACAUACGCUGGGUGUGUAGCAGUCAGUACCAUGCGCUGAGAUAAAGAGGGGGCAUGUAGACUGAACAGGACACUACACAGGGACCUUCAUCCAGCAUAGUUUCCUUUCCCCUCUUUUUGUUCUUUCAAGGCACCUCUCCCACCUUUUUUCUCCACCUCUCACUCAGUUUUGGGACCAAAUAUGUUUACACAUUUCAAAACAUCUCACUUUAGGCCACUGAUGAUUUGAUUUCAGUUCAACCGUUACCGCCACUUUGAUUUGAGUGCUGUAAUCGUUAUUGGACUUCUCAAAAGUCAGUGGGUUCACGGAGGCAUUACAUUCCAGCUCCUUCUUUUUUUUUCUUUUCCUUUUUUUGCCACAUCACCACGUGUAUGUUCACAUUCCACUCAGGAGCCGGACAUUGCAGCUUUUAGUUUGUGCAUGUGUAUUUUGCUAAAGGCAGUAUCAAGCAGAAUCUGUGGACAGUGCUGAUGAAGAUGGCAGUGUAGAACAUGAUGAGGUUGCAGCUCAUCUCUACUCUUUUCUCUAGACACUGAUGUCCAGUUAGAGGCAACAGCAUCAGUGGGAAUUCGCAGUACUCCUGAUAUGCAGCAACAGUACUGCAUCUCAAUAAAAGAGGUCGGGUUUUUUUUGCUCUACUUGAACAAGUGAUCUAUUUCUGAGUUGCUCUUGCUUCUGUCCCGUGAUGUGCUUCUGUUUCUCUUACUUCUUCUUGGCAGAAUGUUGUUUUCUGCAGUAUUCCGCAUGCCUGCAUCUAGCACAGCUUCUUAUAGGCCUUUUACGACAAAACCCAGAGCAGCAAAGUUGUUUUCUAUGGUCAUUCAAGUCCUUCUCCUCAUGCCGGUGCCAACAUGUGUAAUCUAUGUCUGUACUUACAGCCUCUCAUUCAGAAACCCUAUUUUAACACUCACCAGGCAGACCCUGAAUGUUCUUGUUUUUCAGUAUUUUUACAGUAUUUUACAGUCGUUUGUUGAUGUUGAACAUACUCCUCCUGUGUAUGUCCAGUAUAUGAUGAAAUAUGAUAUUGAAAAUUUAAAAAGGAAAUAUGUUAUCCAUACUUAUUGUAUACAUCCAGGAUAUGUUGUAUAUAACACACUGUCUGCUUUAUGCUUAUAUUGUAGGAUAUACUGUAUUUACAAUGUAUUCAACACAGUAUUGUGAAGAUGCAUUAGGUACACACAGUUGUGUCAAAAGCACUACCUUAUAAUCAUUUGUUGUUUCGUUUAUGUUUUUUUCUUUGUACAUGGUGGUAAUAAUUCAGCACAAUGUGAGUAUUAUGCUAAAGCCUAUGUACCUAUCGAAGAUUAGUAAGCGAUCGUGACAACAUCACACCACAUAGUUUGGAUAAAUGCUGACUGGUGCCAGGACUUUGGCUGUGUGGAGUAUUCCAAAGAGCAUGUGGCUCACCAGGACCUGAGAGCAUGAUUGUAGUUGGAUCAGGGUUGAUACUGUUAACAAAUGCAUGUGAAAUAAUGAAGUGUGUAAAAAAAAAAAAAGAAAGAAAGAAGGAAAGGAAGGAAGCAUUGAGAUUAUGAAAACACUCGUUUAGGAGAUAGUGGGCAGCAAACUGGUCUAUGUACCAGACAGUGUAACUUGUGGAACAUGUGUUAGCAGCCACAUUCACCUCAUAGCAUUGUAUUGUUGUACAGCCAUUCCUUACUCAGGCUUUCAAAUGACACCAGGAGCAGCUGCAGUGCCAGGGUCCCACCAGCAGGGAGAGCUGUCAACAUUCAGUUACGUUCUUUCAGCCAUAAUCAAAACCUGCUGCACCUGCAGUAAAUAUGCAUGGUGUCACCCCCUCACCUGAGUAUGGGGGCAGGGUGCAGGGCUAAAUGAGACCUGUUUGCAAAAAUAUGGAUGUCAAGCUAAGUGUGUGCCUGAGUGUGUGUGUGUUUGCGUGUGUGUGUGUGUGAGAGAGAGAGAGAGAUAGAUGUUCAGAGUUGCCUGUUUUAAAUAUCAUCUUUGGAGAGUGAGAUCUCUGCAGUGACUGCAUAUCCAGGCCUAAUCAGAACGUAUACUGUUUUGUACCUUAUCCUAAUCCUGUCCGCAGUUUGUCACAGUUAACACGCAAGUAUCUUGAUGAUUAUUUAACCGAUUAAGUAACGUUUAAAGCAAAAAAAGAAAGAAAAGAAAAGAAAAUUUUAGCAUUUUAUUUACAUCUUAUUUGUCUCAUGGCCCUGCCUUGCUUGUCAAACAAGAGAGACAACUCCAUAUUAUUAUUGUUAUUAUUAAUAUUAUUUUAAUUAUUUGUUAAAAAGAAUAUAUCUGAGAAUUGUAAAGGUAAAAAAUGUAUGUCCCUUUCCCAGAGUGCAGGGUUGCAUCCUCAAAUAUUGUCCAAGCAUUAAGCAUUAUUGUAUAAUUGUAGAAGAAAGGUUCAAUGGCAGAUCCUCUGGAGAGAAUAUUCAGCAGGUUAAUUAAAGAAAUAUUGUACUUGACAGUGGAACAGAAUUGAGAAUCAGGGCUAACCUUGGAUUUGUUUGUGCUUCGUGUGUGUUUAGGUUUCUCCUCGACUUAAUCUACACACAACCUUAAAAAAAACAACUAAUUCUGUCUGAAAACCACAUAUCACUCUAAUAGCUGCUGAAUAUACGAGGCAAAAAUUAUUUCUACCAUUAUUGUGCCUCUGUAAUUUGGCUAUUUCUUAUAUUUAUUUAUUUAUUUUUUUGUAAAAUUUGCUUUGAAAAGCUACCAACUUUGAAAAGAUGGUGAACAAUAUCCUUUUUAUUUAAUUUUAGGCCUGUGCCCCAAAAUUGUUGCAUCUGUUAACAAGUUAAUUGAAUUUAUUUUCCUUCCCUUGAGACAGCACUGAUACAAGAUCCAAGUAGGGACAAGCAAACCUUAAUCCUGCUGCACAUUAUGUAUUAUAGAGGCAGAAUCUCUAUACAGUCCAUAUACUGUGUAUAAUUAUGGUGCAAAAGGAAGGCAAGUCAUCCGAGCUUCCACCUUGGCAAAGUGUCUGAGGUCUCCUCCCUCUCCUCCCUCUCCUCUCCUCUCCUCUCCUCUCCUCUCCUCUCCUCUCCUCUCUUGUCACCACUCACUUACAUCAAAGAGCAGCUGCUGGAUCUCCAUGGCACUGGUUAGUGUGGAAAUGGCUGGUUCCCUUGGUGACGGCUGUGUGAUGCUCAAGCAAAAGUCACCCCGUUGCACUCCAGCCACCGUGGCAGAUGACUGUUCUGAAGGCAGCAGUGCAUGUCUGCAGCAGUCAGAGUGAACCAUCCUUUACCAUGUGUUUCCUUCACAGCCUCGUUUUCUGAAUGUGACAUGUACAUAAAGCAUGAGAUAUUAUGGCCUGCUUUCAUUUAUAUUAUGGUUACAGUAUUAAAUUAAGGGUUAUUGUGUAUAAGAUAGUUAAUCUUUUUUUUCCUCUCUCUGUCCUUGAGCUCAUGGUCACUUAUUUUUAUUUUUUUAUCAAUGUGAAUGAAGGAAAAGGCUGUAUUUAAUGCUGUUGUAUGCUGUUGUGUUUUAGGGACUUGAAUCAGUUCAUACAAAUUGUUUUACACAUCUGAUCUGAUCCACCUCAGUGUUUUUUAGACUGGUGCAGGCAAGGCCAUGUUCAUUUUAUGCUAUACAUACAUACAUGCAUACAGUGAGCUACACGUGUCACUGCCUUGUUAAAAUUCACCAAGAACAUGUUGUUUGUGAGCUUCUCAUUUUUGGAGGCGUAGAAGAUAAAAAAAAAUAAAAGUGUUUUAAAAGUUAAA